AUGGCCACGCCUGACUGGCAGGUGAGCGAAGCGCCAGUCUCUGCAACCUUCGUCUGCAGCACCCGCUGGCGAGUGGCAUUGUGCGCCAGGAGGCGAGAGGAGCCCGACCCGCUCGUGGAGAAGGAGGGGCAGAACAUCCUGCUGCAGAUCCAGGGGAAGUACGCCUACUUCCGCCCCACCAUCCAGGUGGAGCUGGAGCACGAGGACCCCAAGACCACCCGGGAGAUCUUCAUCCGGAGCUGGAGACUGGAAGACAAGAUGCUGGGCGUCUUGGCCAAGUGCUUGCCGACCCUCACCAGCCUCCAAGCCAUCCGCCUCUGGAAGGUGGGCCUGACGGACCUCUCCCUGCUCUCCUUGAUCUCCAUCCUGCCCACCUGCCCCAACCUGAAGCUGCUGUCGCUGGAAGGGAACCCGCUGCCGGAGCGCUCUUUCCACAAACUGAUUGGUGAAGAGAGCACCUUGGCCCACGUCUCCCUGCGCAACAACGACAUCGACGACGAGGCAGUCGCUCUGAUUGGGCAGGCGCUCUCCUCCCUCCGGACCGCCAACAAGACCCUGGUCUCCAUCAACCUCAGCUACAACCACAUCACGGACGCGGGAGCCGCCUCCCUGGCAAACGGCUUGCGCCUCAACCGCUCCCUGCUUUCCCUCUCGCUGUCGCACAACCGCAUCGGGGAUGACGGAGCCCUGAAGCUCGCUGAGAUCCUCGCCCCCUUUGCGCUCACGCACACCGAGGUCGUGGAGAGACGGCGGCUUUUGCUGGAGAAGGAGUACCACGACCGAUGCCGGAUGCCCCAGAGGCAAUCGGAUGUCAAGUCCGACCGUCCUUCCAGCCACCUGAGCAGCACCACGCUGGAGAAGCUGCAGCCCGUCAAGGCCGGCAAAGUGGCCGGAGGCGCCAAGAAGAAAGAAGCUGCCAAGAAGGAGGAGAAGGGGCCGGGGAGUGGUGGGGCAGCCCCGCAGGCCGGCGGAACCGCUCAGGCCAAGAAGGAAGAGGUCAAGCAAGCCAAGAAAGCCAUCCCCGCCCCGGAACAGAAAGCCGCUCGCGGUAAAGGAGCAAAAUCUGGCAACAAGGACAAGCGGUCCCAAGUCCUGGAAGUGGAGGCCAUGGAGCCCAUGGAGAUGGUGAACCCGCUCCUGGAGCAAGCCGAACACAGAGACGGGAAGGUUUUCCUGCCCGGAAAUCGCGUCCUUAUCUACCUGAACCUCAUUCGCAACCAAAUCACAGAGUGCGGCUUGAAGGCCUUUCUGACUACGGUGGAGCAGCAGGCGCUCAAGGGGCCCAGCCCGGGAAAGGGGCCCGCGGGGCUCCUGCGACUCUCGCUGGGGAAGAACAACUUUCCCUCGGAGAGCAGGACCUUUGCCCGGAUCCAAGAGCUCAUGACGCCUCGUGACCCCCUUCCGAGGACCACCAAGAUAGCGGAAGAGGACCAGGUUUCCAGUAUAUAGCGCCAGCCCACCAGCACCCAAUCGUCGUUCCCUCUCCCCCCCUCCCCGUGCCUUUGGAUUCAGUUUCAGCCGCCGGGCUGAGCGAGGCCAUCGCAG
Molecule: messenger RNA, 1545 nt
Organism: Gekko japonicus
Lineage: Eukaryota; Metazoa; Chordata; Lepidosauria; Squamata; Gekkonidae
Gene: LRRC71
Product: leucine rich repeat containing 71
Exons: 14
Coding region: 1-1449 (482 amino acids)
Molecular function (GO): protein binding
Source: RefSeq, a predicted model, not a curated record